UUUUCUCUUGCUUAUACGAGUACAACAUUCCCCCGGGGCAGUCUUUCCUUUUGGGCUCCGACAGCAGAGACCCUUUUAGGUCGCGAAUUACCCACUGAUCCGUCAUAAUAGGUUGGUGGGUGAAAUUGGACGAUCGUUUGUUCUUUGGGUCAACGACAAACCGUUCCUCUCUGGUGCCUGACGUGGAGAACUCCAUGCGCUAAAUCAACCAUCCAUUUUUCUGCUCGCUCCUUUUUUUAGCCUGGCAUUCCUCCACUGGUUUUCAACAUUUCUCCAAGCUGAGAGCCCGUCAUUCAGCUCGCUCUGCCGUUUAUUCGUGCUCGUUCCUGGACUUGCCGAUAUCAAUCCCGCCGUCAGCAUGUCCGACGAUGAGGCCGACCCCGAGUUGCUCGCUCUCCUUCGGAAAUCCCUAGGUUUGGGUGGGGGGCCGGCGAACCCUCAGGCCGCGGAGACUAAGGUUCUAGAGAAUGCGCAGUAUGUCUUCGACAAUGCCAUCGACGUUGCCUUGACCCCCGCCAGCGUCAAAGCCGCCGCCGAAACCAUCUGGCGCCAGAUGCAGAAGAAAGGCUACUCCACGCAAACAUGGUCGCAACAUGAAUUGCACCCAAAGACCAAGGACGAGGCCACCGUCGAUUUCGUCUUCACCAUGGACCUACUCAAUUUCAGUUUCUGGUCCGAGCUGCCGGAUGAGAAACGCUUUGCCAUCGAGUAUCGCGGACGGAAGUGGACUGGCUACUGGAGUUUAGUCGCCGCAUUGCAAAGGGCCUUGGAUGAAGAGAUCCCAAUUACCACUCCCGAAUUCUGGGCCAACGAGGAUGAAUGCACCGAGUCGUUGCUGAGGCACGUCUUCCGAUCUGCAACUGACGAGGAAAUUCCCUUGCUCAAAGAGCGACUUGAAUGUCUGCAAGAGGCAGGCCGUGUCCUUUGUAAGGACUUUGAUGGAAGCUUCUUGAACUGUAUCUAUAGUUCUAGCCGUUCGGCCGCUGCUCUCGUGAAUCUUCUGGCCGAGAACUUCCCCUGCUUCCGUGACGAGACCAGCUUCCAGGGACGACGGGUGCGUCUGUACAAGCGGGCCCAGAUUCUCAUCGCCGACUUGUGGGCUUGCUUCAAUGGCGAGGGCUUCGGUGAAUUCCACGACAUCGACAAAAUCACCAUGUUCGCAGACUACCGAAUCCCUCAAAUGCUGCACCAGCUUGGCUGCCUCAGAUACUCACCUCCUCUCGAGAGCCAUAUCCGCAACCAGAAGGUCAUCCCCAGCGGCUCGACGUGGGAGGUGGAAUUGCGCGCAACGAGUAUCUGGUGUGUCGAGCUGAUCCGGCGCGAGAUUGAACUACGACAUCCCGAGGCCAAGACGUUACUGGUCCCAGCCCCGGUUGACGACGCCACGUCAGACGGCCCUUCUCAGCAUUUACAGGCCCCUGCCACGCAAGACGAACAAGAGAAAUGCAGCACUCAAAAGCGUCGCAACAAGAGCGUGCACGAGACCAAGGGCCCGGGUCUCAACGCAAUCCUCAUAGACUUCUUCCUUUACGACACGAUGAAAGAGCUGGAAAGCGACGGACAGGAGUCGAUUCCCCAUCAUCGAACCCGGAGUAUCUGGUACUAGACCUAGACUUUUGUUCAUCCCUUUCUCCCUGGUUGCUCUUAUACCCUUGCUGCUUCUUAUUUAUGGAUAUGUGGAUAAAUGUUUUGUGUCUUAUUGCAUUGGGGGUUCUUAUAGACAGUGAUACCAAUUUUUGCUUCUGCGCGCUGGUAGCAGCGACGAACUUCUUGGAUAUGAAGGUCUCGGUCUAGAUCGAGCUGUUUUCGCUUUUGUCUAUCUCUGGCAGCUAGACU
Aspergillus steynii IBT 23096 is the source of this 1836-nucleotide messenger RNA. Its product is annotated as queuosine 5'-phosphate N-glycosylase/hydrolase. The record is from RefSeq and is a predicted model, not a curated record. Lineage: Eukaryota; Fungi; Ascomycota; Eurotiomycetes; Eurotiales; Aspergillaceae. The transcript has 4 exons. The coding region runs from base 359 to 1606 and encodes 415 amino acids.